Polyodon spathula (Mississippi paddlefish) is the source of this 587-nucleotide messenger RNA. RefSeq names its product magnesium transporter NIPA3-like. The transcript has 2 exons. NCBI's taxonomy places the organism in Eukaryota, Metazoa, Chordata, Actinopteri, Acipenseriformes, Polyodontidae. The record is from RefSeq and is a predicted model, not a curated record. Gene Ontology annotation, cellular component: membrane. Gene Ontology annotation, biological process: magnesium ion transport. The coding region runs from base 132 to 473 and encodes 113 amino acids. Gene Ontology annotation, molecular function: magnesium ion transmembrane transporter activity.
GGUGCAUCUGAGUCAGUAAUUACACCGACCUGCACUUACCUUUAGUUUCUGUACAUCACUUCAGUAAAGGAAUGAAAUUAUAGUACGCGAUCUGGCAAUUGCAGCUUUUUAAAUAAAACGCAAGAAGUUUGAUGUUGGAGAUCACCUUGGAAAAUAAAAUGGAAGAACCUUUGGCAGUCCAGGCACAUCAACAGUGUACACAAGGAGCUAUUUUAUCUGUUGCCUGCCCAGCCUCCUUUGCACAAGCCCUGUGUCAAGUUACCAAUGUAUCUGUCCUGAAGGCAAUGAACAUUUCAAAUGGAAGCAACCUGGACAAACCAUUGCUAGCAAAUGAUAAAUUCCACAACAUCUACAUUGGCUUGGUCCUAGCAAUGAGCUCAAGUGUUUUUAUUGGGUGCAGCUUUAUACUCAAGAAGAAGGGUCUCUUGCAGUUGGCUAAAAGGGAAACAACUAGAGCAGGUAAGCAUUCCUGAUUUGUUAAUAUGAUUAUUUUAAUCAUCUGCAUUUCUCAGUAAUAUCUCACGUGUGUUCUGUGUAAUCCCAUUAUUGUUUCUACUAAGAUCGUUAUUUGCCAUGCCUACUAAAUG